CAUGCAGAACGCCGUAUCAUCCAGUUUGGGAAGUUCUCAUCGUAGGUCCAGCUUGCGCAAGAAGACGCCCGCCACCGCUAUAAGCGCGCGGCGCAUCUAUGAUCUAUGAGUCGUUUCCUACCCCUCUGGCUCUCCAGCAAACAACCAGUAAGUGCGGUGCCGGCAGAUCGGGAUGGACGAGGCAAGCUCAGACGCCGCCGCAAAGGCCGCGGCCGUGCGGGCUGUCGCCGUUUCCUGGGUUGCGCCGUCGAUGCUCGGGGAGGGGCAGCGCGGGGAACGCCUGAAACUUUCCUUCCUUGAUUCGUUGUGGGUCGUGCUGCCUCCGAUCCAGCGGGUGUUCCUGUACCAGCUUGGGGAGGACGGCGGCGACGGCUUCCAGUUCCAGGCGGUGGUCGAGCGACUCAAGCGCGCUCUCGCGGACACGCUGGCGCACUACCUCCCCCUGGCGGGGACGCUGGAGUACGAGGUGGAGACCGGGGACGCCUUCGUGGACUGCACCAACGCCGGGGUCGCCUUCCUCGAGGCCGAGGGCGACAUGGAUGUGCGGCGUCUAGCUGGCGACGAGGCGCACGACAUCCUCGCAUUCCUGAGCCUCGUGCCGGAGCUGGAUGCCCGGGUGCUCCCGGCGCCCGUGCUGUCAGUACAGGCUACUCGUCUAAGCGCCGGCCUGGCGGUCGGCCUGUCCGUGCACCACGCCGUCGCCGACGGACGCACCGUGUGGCGAUUCAUGGAGGCAUGGUCUUCCGCUUCCCGUGAGGGCUCCCCAGUCACCAAGGUCCUCGGCCCGCCACACUACAGCCGCGACGUCAUCCAUCACGCGAACGCCGACGAGCUCGCCCGCGAGAUGCUAAAGACCGUCGGGCCCAAUCUCCCAGAGGUGAGAGGACAGCACGACUUCAGCCAGCGGUUCCUGCUGGCGCGCCGGACGUUCUACCUCGGCACCGACGACAUCCAGUCGCUUAGGCGGCGGAUCGACGACCUCGCCUCCGCCGAGGCUGCCGCCGCCGGUGGCGACGCGCCCAAGCUGAAACCGGUGUCGACGUUCGUGGCGCUGGCGGCGCUGAGCUGGACGGCGUUCGUUCGUUCCAAGGGGCUCGGCGCCGGGGACGACACGUACCUGGUGUUCCUCGCCGACCUGCGCUCCCGCCUCGACCCGCAUGUGAGCGAGGCUUACCUCGGCAACUGCGUGCGCGCGUGCCUGGCGACCUGCGCCGACGCGGCGGAUCUCCUCGGCCAGGCGGGCAUCCUCCGCGCGGCGCGGGCUGUGCAGGCCGCGGUGGCGGAGAUGGAGGCGGCGCCGCUGUCCGGGACGGACAAGGGGUGGAUGCAGAAGCUGAUGCGGCUGCCGUUUCAGCGGCUGACGAACGUGGCGGCGAGCCCUCGAUUCAGGGCCUACGAGGCGGCUGGCUUCGGGUUCGGCAAGCCCGCGCGCGUGGAGCUGGUAUCCAUGAACCACGACGGCGAGAUGGUGCUCGUCGGCGGCCGGCGAGAUGGCGACGUGCAAGCCUCCGUGUCGAUCGACCCGGCGCACAUGGACGCAUUCAAGGCCUGCAUCCACGGGUAGAUAAAUUUUCAGGGGCCCGUCCGGCCGGGCGCUGUUGGGAAUUUAAUCUGAACUUGCAAAGUAAUGGAGGGGAGAUCUAGUCUGUUUUUUCUCCGAAAUUGCCUUUGGUGACCGAGCUCACCGAAGGCCUCCAAAUUCAAAUUUUAUCAAAAUUCAUAUUUUUACA
Messenger RNA from Triticum aestivum (bread wheat), 1730 nucleotides. RefSeq names its product phenolic glucoside malonyltransferase 2. The record is from RefSeq and is a predicted model, not a curated record. NCBI's taxonomy places the organism in Eukaryota, Viridiplantae, Streptophyta, Magnoliopsida, Poales, Poaceae. The coding region runs from base 173 to 1564 and encodes 463 amino acids. The transcript has 2 exons.